AUGGAGACGUACUACGGGCACGUCCGCACACCGGCGGACGCUAUCAUUCUUUUCGAGGCGUGUCGCAUCGGCCUACUGCCUCGUGUGCAACGACGACUUUCUGAGAAAGAGCGACAGUCCAUCCGCUCGGGCUCAGUAUUCGUCUGGGAUGAGCGGGAAGCGGGCAUGCGACGAUGGACCGACGGAAAGUCAUGGAGCGCUAGCCGGGUCUCUGGCAGCUUUUUGACAUAUCGGGAGAUGGAGGGCAAACGCGGAGGCGGCAGUGUUUCACAAAGCUCAGUAUCAAGAGCCGGCAAGACGCCCGAAAGCACACGAGGAAGCGACGAAGACCGGGGUGACGGCACCGAUGAGGGCCCUGAUGGCUAUCGAUAUAAACCCGACGGCUUGAUGAAGCAAUCCUUCAGCAUCACGACCUCCACCGGCCAGCACCUCCACCUUAUCAGCUACUACUCCCGUUCGCACCCUUCUGCCGCCAAUCUUCAACAACCUACAACGGAUCCUGCCCUGCGACAUGUACGACCUCAGAAGGGUCUGUACCCUGAGUCCACAGUCAACGACCAACAGAACCUCCCUGUCGUCACCCGCGGGCCCAUGGCUGGCGCGACAGCAUACCCCAUUACACCUCAUCCGAUGGGCAGCUACGCGCGCACCACACACGCUCCGAACUUCACACCUCCAUCAUAUGCCUGGCCUCCAACUCCACUUGCAACCCCGCCAACUGUUGCCGUGCCUCCGCCCUUCACCAUAUGCGCAGGCGCAACACCAACCUCCUCAACACCUUCAAGGGCCUCCGCCGCCGCCUCACUCCCUCCCUCCUCCCCCCCUCCUCACUCCAUGCACGGCCCGUAUGAUCGACCCGCACACCCCGAUUCUACCGCUCCUCCGUCUGCUCUGCCGCCAGGAUAUCCCGGUCGGUCGCCGCGCAGUACGCACGAGGUUCCCCUCCAACAACGGAGCCCACGGUACGCAGCUGGUCCCGAUCCUCGCCUGGUUUCGCCGCGGGUUCUAGCGGGCGCAAUUCCACAGCCCAGCAGCAUCGCCCAAAGCCCUCAUAUACUAAAGCAGACUCCGCCGACUGCACCUCAACAAUUGGGCCCCAUCAGCACACCUCCCAAGCCCAUCGAGGCCAACGGAGUCCCUGGCAUCGGUGCACUGGUCAGCGGUACCUCGCUUGCUCCCAUAUCCGCCAUGUCAGCUCCCAGUGGUGGUCCUGGCAGCCCGCCUAGUGUUCCGAGUUCUCGCCCAGGUAUUGGCGAUGGUCCUCGUGAUAUCCCGAACGAGAAGCUUGGUUUCGGCGACGGCCCUGGAAGAGAGGAUAUUCGCCUCCUUCGCCAGCUGGACCGGGUAUUCACCGCAUAA
Molecule: messenger RNA, 1359 nt
Organism: Penicillium argentinense
Lineage: Eukaryota; Fungi; Ascomycota; Eurotiomycetes; Eurotiales; Aspergillaceae
Product: camp independent regulatory protein
Exons: 2
Coding region: 1-1359 (452 amino acids)
Molecular function (GO): DNA binding
Source: RefSeq, a predicted model, not a curated record